This is a messenger RNA of Symbiodinium sp. CCMP2456, 1149 nucleotides long. The record is from the annotation of a GenBank genome assembly. Lineage: Eukaryota; Dinophyceae; Suessiales; Symbiodiniaceae.
AUGCUCACCCGCCGUCUCGCUGUCGCCGCUUUCUGUUUCGUCCCAGCGCUGUCGCUCGCCGACAAGCCGUUCGUCCCCGGGACGGGCGAUCACAUCUACCAGGCGUUCGACGAUUUCGAAGACGCCAACUGGUCGUACCGGCUCAACCUGCCCAAGAGCAGUUACGAGCAGGACGAGAACCAGCGCGCGCCCGGCGCGGUCUCGGCCAACAAGCUCUGGCAUGAAGGCGCCAAACGCGGCACGCCCGACGUGGUGAAGCGUGUCGCCACGCCGCCCGGCGGCAUCCCCGGCAGCGAGGGCGCCCUGCUCUUUCAAUCGAAGGACACCGGCAUCCCCGGCCGCAUCACCAACCAACAGCAGCAGGACGACCUGCUGAUGAAGGUCGAUCGGAUGAUCGGCCGCUCGAUCCCUGUCACUUGGCAGCCGAGCUGCACGGUGCGCGUCUACCUGCCGCCGUUCGAGCAAUGGGAGCAACGCAGCGGCGCCAGCUUCGGCAUGCGCGCCGACUGCCGUGGCCGCAUCCCCGAGGGAGAGACCGCCGCUUACUGGCCGGGCAUGUUCAUCCUGUUCCAGAAAGGCAACGCCCAGAACGGCGGCGCCGACCACGCCCAGAUCACUGUCCGUUCCAACGGCAACGGCCAGGACAUGCGGAGCACCAAGAUCACGGAGCCCGGCUGGUGGACGCUCGGUAUGUCGUUCACACCCGACGGGCAGAUCCACUACUACGGCCACGCCGGCGUCGAGGACCUGACCGAAGAGGACUUCCUGGCGUCGAGCUUCCCGUACAACUACCGCUGCCUGGCGUUCGACAACUUCUUCUUCAACGUCGCCAACUGGGACAACGGCAAGUCGUGGAGCACCCCGUGGGUGAUCGACGACCCCAAGGUCUUCGUGAUCCCGCCCGCCGGCCAGUCGAUCGCCAGCCUGCCGCGGAAGAAGGGACAGCGCGUCGAGACCUUCCCGAUCACGCACAUCCACGACGCCGACAAGCCGAAGUCGAAGAACCCGUUCAACUUCCUCUUCGGCGGGAGCCGCAACGCGGGCGGCUGGACGGCCAUUCGUGGCGUGACGCAACUUACGCCCGUCGGUAAUCGUGUCACGCCUCCCGGCUUCAACGCGAUGAGGGACCAGGCCUGCUCAAUGGCUUGA